AUGGGGGAUCAUAAUCCUACUGAGCCACAGUUCGCUCCAGAAACUCCGGGCAGGCCUUCAAUUAGAAACCCAUUUGAGAGCCCCAAUGACCACCACCAUCUGCGGGAACCCCUGGUUCCGAGUCCUUCUGUCUUCAAAUCAAAGCCUUGCAAGACUACUCCUCCUGAGUUUAACUGGUCCAUUGAUGAAAUGGCCAGUCUUUUACCAGUACACAUAGACCCUGAGGAAAUCCAGCGACAAUCUUUUUAUCUCAGCCAGACAAAGAGGGAUUCUGACGUUGAAGAAAAAUGUCAAAAUGCCAUUGAGCAGUUUUUCACCAAAGGAGCCAUUGUGCCUUCCCCCUGGGCUGCACCAGAAAGCCGUAGAGUCCCUCACCCAUACAAAAAAAGCCCGAUGUCUGCAAUAAUUUCAGAGGAGACUGAAAAAAAUUCAGUUGCUUGCCAGGCGGUCCUUUCGCUACCUUUGGCUUUUGAUUUAGAAAAAUUACUAGGAGAACAUUACAGAUGUGAGGAGCCAUGUGAUGCAGUGCAGGAGAGCUUAAGUUCCUCCUCCCUGAGACGAAAACUCUUUAUUGAUGGUCAGUUCAGUUACAGCGGCUCCGAUAGCUCCAACCCACCGAGCCCAGAAAGAACUAAUGCUGGGCUGAAAAGACCGUCUCCACACAGAGCUGGAACAAGAGCUGAACAUCCUGAAGGGGAAGCUCCAUUUACCUCUCCUUUGUCCUGUGGCUUGUCAGUCCCAACACCCUCUACGGGUCAGUUUUCAUCCAGUCCUAUCCAGCAAGGACGCAUCAGAGACUGCAGCCUCGGCAGCAUCAGCAGUCCUCCGGUUCCUGAUAGGUCAUCUCCAGCAGGCCACAUCUCUCCGACUAUUUCUCCAAUUUUUCCCCAUUUGGCGCACACUCCCAUUGGCACAGGUGAAUGGAAACCCAUUUUGAACCCACAUGGAACUUCGCUGGAUAUAGAUGUUGCUCCCUCUAAUGCGAGUCCAUUUGUUGAAGGUUGUUCUCCCAUUCGUAGCUGCUCCCCACACCAGUUCCACAACCAAAACGAGCCCCAGCACAUCUCAAGACCCAAGCACAGACCUCGGGUUUGCGGCUGGGCUUCCCCUCCCCUCAUCUCGCCAAUCCUUAACCCAAAGCUGCAAGACAAUCAGGAGGGUAAAGAGCACCCUCCUUCCACUUCAUGGUCUCACCCUUAUAUGGAAUUGGCUCCAACAUCGCCUCAGACCCAUCCUGUUGCCAAAGAGAUCCUUCAUCUGGAUUCUAUUGGAGCUGUGAAAAUGGAGAUGGGGAUAGAAAAACGGCUGGAUGAAGGCGGGGAGCCUUCAGAACAGCUGACCAGCUCUCGUAUGGUAAAUGUGUCGGCGAUAGAAGGCUCUCAAAUGAUUGUCUCUCUUCUGGCAGAAGGAAGUAGCAUCCGCUAUGAUUCCAGCAUGCAGGUGGAUAGUGGUUAUAACACUACCUCAGCUGGCACCGCUAGCCUGAUUGAUGGCCACAGCUCAGACUGUCAGACCAAAGAGUUUCUCAGUUCCAACCAGGUGGAAUUCACUCGACACAGUAAAGUUAAAAUGUUUUAUCCUCACCAUGGAGUGUCCUGA
This is a messenger RNA of Nematolebias whitei (Rio pearlfish), 1599 nucleotides long. RefSeq names its product bora aurora kinase A activator (gene bora). The transcript is spliced from 11 exons. Gene Ontology annotation, cellular component: nucleus; cytoplasm. Gene Ontology annotation, biological process: regulation of mitotic nuclear division; activation of protein kinase activity; regulation of mitotic spindle organization. The record is from RefSeq and is a predicted model, not a curated record. Lineage: Eukaryota; Metazoa; Chordata; Actinopteri; Cyprinodontiformes; Rivulidae. The coding region runs from base 1 to 1599 and encodes 532 amino acids. Gene Ontology annotation, molecular function: protein kinase binding.